Capronia epimyces CBS 606.96 is the source of this 1314-nucleotide messenger RNA. RefSeq lists its product as uncharacterized. The transcript has a single exon. Bases 1 to 1314 code for a protein of 437 amino acids. Gene Ontology annotation, cellular component: cytosol. The record is from RefSeq and is a predicted model, not a curated record. NCBI's taxonomy places the organism in Eukaryota, Fungi, Ascomycota, Eurotiomycetes, Chaetothyriales, Herpotrichiellaceae.
AUGACGGACUACGCCUAUCCUCAAUCUCCCACGGCCUUACAAGACGGCCGCAUGGGUUCCAUGGCCGCUGCUCUCAGAAUGAAACUGGAAAACCUUCCACAACUGAACAUCCAGAACCUGGACCUUCACCAUGCACAACACAAACGACAGUCCUUAGAAUUGAAUUCUGCCUCCUCUUCUCGAUCCGCCCACUCCUUCAGCUCUCGACAAUCAGACGACACCGAUGCCACAGACCUAACCGUGACCCCCAACCGGUCUCGCGCGAGUACGUUUGACGGUGCCGAAAGAAUCUCAUCCCCUCUUGUCCAGACCGUCCAAUGCAAGCCUCCAUUACGGGUGGUACUGGGCACAGCCUCAAUGGGCUCGCGCCUGUCGCCGCUGGCAAAGAUCACCACGGUCGAAGACGCCAAUAAAUUUGUCAACCUCUUCCGCGCAAGAGGAUAUGCCGACAUUGACACUGCCCGAGCAUAUCCAGUAGGGCGGGGCGGCACCUGCGAGAAACUCUUGGGAGAGGAUGCCCUUCGACUGUCCAAGUGGGCCAAUGUGUCGACCAAGGUGUCCAGUUUCAUGCCUGGCUCUCACCGAGCGAAAAAUAUUGCCAUGAGCAUCGACAGAUCGCUGGAAGCACUCAACAUGGACACCGUCGACGUCAUGUACCUACAUGCCCCAGACAGUUGCACCCCGUUCCAGGAAACGUGCGAGGCCCUCAAUAAGGCCUAUCUCGAAGGAAAGUUUGAACGAUUCGGUCUUUCCAACUAUUCGGUGGAGGAGGUUGAGGAGAUUGUCCGGAUCUGUGAGGAGAAUGGCUAUGUCAAACCAUCGGUCUACCAAGGCCAAUACAACCCCAUCUGCCGCGGAGGCGAAGAACGUCUCUUUGCCGUACUUCGCGAACACAACAUCGCCUUCUACGCGUACAGCCCCUCGGCCUGUGGCUUCUUCUCCAACAAGGUAUCACGUGCAUCCACCAGGGACAAAGACAGCCGCUGGAACAUUGACUCUCCUUUGGGCGCCAAAUACGCUGGCGACUACUUCCAUGAUCCUCUCUUUGCGGCCGCCGAGGUUGUCCGCGAACAAGCAAGGAAAUUCGGUAUCUCUGGUCAUGCUGCCGCUCUUCGCUGGACGACUUGGCACUCUCAACUUGGUGCUGAAUAUGGCGACGCUGUCAUUGUGGGUGCCUCCAAACUCUCUCAACUCAAGGAAAACUUGAACAUCCUCGAACAAGGGCCUCUUCCUGAGCCUCUUGUACAAACCUUGAAUGAAGUCUGGGAGGAUGUUAAAACAUUUAAAAAAGGCCCUCGGUUUUCCUUUCUCUAA